Molecule: messenger RNA, 1655 nt
Organism: Vigna unguiculata (cowpea)
Lineage: Eukaryota; Viridiplantae; Streptophyta; Magnoliopsida; Fabales; Fabaceae
Product: C2H2 and C2HC zinc fingers superfamily protein
Biological process (GO): response to acidic pH; response to aluminum ion
Source: RefSeq, a predicted model, not a curated record
UUUAUCUGUAUGAUCCAAGUCAAAGCCAAUCUUCACACGGAAAACCAAGAUUUGAAGCCAAAUAACUCGGACUUUCACAGGUUUUGUUGCAGAAGAUUGAUUCAACAAUGAUGCCAAAGGCUACAUCUUCAUCCACAAACGAUUUUCAAGCACCUCAAAUGUUUCCCGUGAAUGAAUAUUUGGCUUCAUCUUCUGUUGAACUAAGUUCUUCCUCAACUUCACACUCUUCUACCUCCCUCCUCUGCUAUCUCUCUCUUCUCAAGGACAAGCUAGGUCAGCUGCAGAACCUGGUCGAUGUUCUUGUCUCCCCUCAACAUAACCUACCCCACUCAACUAUGGCAAUCUCCACCAUGAACGCAACACUCCAAGAAAUCAUAGUGGCAGCCACUUCAAUGAGAUUCACCUGUCAGCAAAUGGGUCUUGGUUCCUCUUCAGGAACCAGUAAUAUUGCUAAUGAAUUGCACCGAAACCAGAAUCAGCAACAACUUGAUCAUGAUAGAGUAUUAUCAUCAUCACCUCAUCAUCCAUCGAACUUUGGUAAUAGGGGUAUGGUUAGUAUGAGUAGCAUCAGCAUGAGCUCUGAUAUGAUUAGAGGGCAGAGUGAUUUCUUGUCUGGGAUAGAAGGAGGGGCACUGGAUUGGUUUGCUGAAAGCUACAACAACAACAGCAACAACAUCGGAGAUUGUAAUAACGUUAAGGAUGAAGAAGGCGACAUGAACAUGAUGGGAGAGAGUGACAUAAUCGAAUUGGAUGCUGCUGAUUUGUUGGCCAAGUAUUCGUAUUUUUGCCAAGUGUGUGGGAAAGGGUUCAAGCGUGAUGCGAAUUUGAGGAUGCACAUGAGGGCUCAUGGGGAAGAGUACAAAACAAGUGCAGCGUUGAGCAAUCCAAUGAAAAGCAAGGAUAGUUUAUUAUUGGGUGAGGGAGGUUCCAGCAAGAAAUAUUCUUGCCCUCAAGAAGGGUGUAGGUGGAACCAGAAACAUGCCAAGUUCCAGCCCUUGAAGUCAAUGAUCUGUGCUAAGAACCAUUACAAGAGGAGCCACUGCCCCAAGAUGUACGUGUGCAAUAGGUGCAACCAGAAACAGUUUUCGGUGCUUUCUGAUUUGAGGACACACGAGAAGCACUGUGGGGACCCCAAGUGGCAGUGUUCCUGUGGCACAACAUUUUCUAGGAAAGACAAGCUUAUGGGACAUGUUGCUUUGUUCGUGGGACACACACCAGCUGUUCAUGGUUUCUCAAGAUAUGUUCGAUGAUUCAUCAUGAAGAGGUGCAGCAAGUUGGGGAGUGUGAUUUGGAGCAUGUUCACUGCACAAAACUUGGGUUCGGUGGAAAAUUUGCUGCCAUAGCAUAUUAUUGUUGACAUGUGGUAAUAUAUAUACUUCCUCAGCAAUGGCCAACAUUACUCUAAUUCCUUAUCGUUAUCGUAUAUAUAUAUAUAUAUGGUUUUCUUUUCUGUUAGUUUGAAUUUUCUUCUCUUUUUAUUUCUUGGAUUUGCCUUCUAUAUAUAACUGAGUAUAGGGUGUAAUGAAUGUUGCUCAUGAUAUGAUAAUCUCAGUUUUGUUCUGUAAGUACGUAUGUUGAAAGGAGAAUAUCGAUCGCUGUAUAUAUACAUACAUGUAUGUAUAUGAAUAUGUGUAUAGAUAAUGUAGUUUUAUGUG